Messenger RNA from Xyrichtys novacula (pearly razorfish), 19522 nucleotides. The record is from the annotation of a GenBank genome assembly. NCBI's taxonomy places the organism in Eukaryota, Metazoa, Chordata, Actinopteri, Labriformes, Labridae.
GCUAUUGUGUACAGUCACUGUAGACAUUGCACGUCCGUAGACAGGACCCGAGCAGCAGCUAGCGCCGUACUAAUGUAUACGAGGCUGUUAGCUAGCCGCGUAAUGAAUGUGCUGUUUUAGACUUCAGCAAAGGUGUGUUCAUGGACUAAGACACGCCCUGGAAAUGCUCCCCCACGCCCUGCCGUUGUUUGAAAACUAAGUAUAGUGAGUUUCUUCACAUGUUAAUUUACUGGUUAAGUUUGACAGCAGACCAGAGGAGUGUCCAGCUAACCGGGCUAAGGCUAACUAGCUAACUAGCUAGACGGCUACAACACAGCGCAGCUAGCCUGUUAGCAAUCUGUUUUGUGAACUACUUUGGCGUGUCUCCACUCCGGAUAAACUACGUAUUUUAACCUGAAACGCGUAAGUACACCUUCAGAUCAUAUCUUAACGACUGUAAUAGCCCAACAGAGUAACAACACUGGUGUCAAAGUCACAUUUGGACCUGCUAACGUUACACCGCCUGUUCGGUGGGUGGCUAGCUGAGUUACAAGCAGUUUGUCAACAAAACGAAAACGUUAUGACAGAAAAUGCAGCUCUGAAAAACACGAUCAACAGAAUAAAAAAUUUACAGAGCAAGAUACACCACUCAUGAACAGCUAUGAGGGGCUCUAUUAGAGUGAAACGUGAGUUAUUGUUGAUUGGACUCAUCACAAAUCCAUAGGAAAGUCUUUAUCAUUUGAAUUUUUAUUCUGUGUUUAAUUUACUCAAACAAUCAAUAAUAAAGUUGUAAAACCAUUCCAGCUUGACACUUCCUGGAUACAUUGUUUACAUCUUGGAUGAAUCGGUUUGAGAACAACACACAGUUCUGUGGCUUCUGGUCCUAAUAGAUGAUGUUUGUGUUGUAUGUCAGGGAGGUCCUGAUCAUCAGCCUCAUCUUCUACUAAACACUUUUGUUUUUCUUAUUUACAAAAAUUCAUGUCAAACUAAGCUGUUAAUUUUAUCACUGAUCAUAUUUACUGCACAGUUUGGCAUGAAUUUAUCAGAUAUGCAUAUUUCUACUCGUGAUGCUGGUAACAGGUUUAGGCUUUCACUAUAAAUCCAGCAAAUACAGAAUUAGUGAUACUGUGUUAUUACUUAUGAAUAAUUAUAUAAUUUGCAUGAUAAGCAAAUUGAUUAAAUAAAUCAUGUCUUAAACUUAUUCCACUCAAAUGUAGAAUAAACAGUCUAGUGUAUAAUGAGGCUUAGCAAUGACACAUGACAAAUGUCUAUUGUAAAACACAUGUUUUAAAUCACUUCUUAUGUUUUGUGAACUUUGCUGAGGGUGUCAAAGAUGUUGUGUUGGACAGGCCAUGGACCAACAAGCUCAAAAAGACAAUAAAAACCUACGAUCUCUACCACAGAGAUGUGCUUGUUGUCCAAAGGUUGUUCAGCCACCUUCUCAGUCACCUUUUUGAACUUUUUUUGCACUAUGUCUAGGAUUUUUAUCCAUCCUUUUAAAAUCUCGAGUCAUUUUCUCCUGUUGAUUUAGUGAAACUAUCCUAUUCCAUUGUUUAUUUAGUAUAUAUCAAGUUGGUAGUGUUGCUUUAUAGCUCUACUGAUACUUAUUAUAUUUCACAAAGUGCAAGUGUCUAUUUGGCUGUUUUUUAUUUCUACACAGCUGACAUUUUAACCACAGGAGUGUAAAUUUUAAGUGACUUGUGAAUUGUUUUGCAAAUUGUACUCAGUUUACACCAGCUGGCAUUAAUAAUCGGGGUGAUAUCUUUAGCUUAAUUUGCUGAUCCCUUAUCAGUUAAAAAGAAAAGUUCCUGAACAGCUCUAAUCUGAUGUAUGAUAAGGGUUUGGACAGUCCUAGUUGUUUUCCAGUUUUCCCUAUUUUGUUGUUCUUGUUCUGAUGGUACCGUCACUUAGCACGUGUUCCUGUCAUCAAUCUUUAAUUUUGCUGCUGGUGAUAAAUGAUCAGCUGUUGAAAAAGUAAAGAGCACUGUUUGAUGAAACUGAAGGGCAGGGUUUCACUUCUUUCCCUCUGUGUUUCUUCCACAGUCAUGUGAACCCCGGAUGAGAUCUGGACCUGAGCCUUGAGCCAUCUAUGAUGUCCAGAGCUUUUCCUGUUGCAUCACCUGCUUCCUGUUGGUCCAUUUAAUCAGCCAUUUACUAUAACUCCUUCACCAGUCCUGUAUCUCUGCUUUAUAACAGUAUGUUAAUAUACGCUGACCCCUCCCAACCCUCUGGGAUAAGAAUCCCUCAAAAUCAGGCUCUCCAAAUGAUAUGAUAGUAGCAGCCUGGAUAACUUACUGUGCCUGCAGGAGCCUUGCUCGGGUUCUGCUCUUCUUUUCCUCCUCAAACUCCCCUCCUCCAUUCUGGGAGACCUUCACAAGUGUUGUCUCCAGCACCAGAACCAUGGGAAAUAGCUGUGUGUGCCGGGAGGACAGUGACUUGGAAGACCAUCACCGUGGUUCAUCAAGAACAAAUCGGGGACAAGCUAGGCGGGUUGACCAUGGCACAGGUGUAGGUGUUGAUGCUGGAGAGGCCCGAAGCAGUCGACCUAGGGACCCAGUCAGGCCGCCACGUCGAGGGAGAGGGCCCCACGAGCCGAGGAGGAAGAAACAAAAUGUGGAUGGCCUGGUGCUGGACACAUUGGCUGUAAUUAGGACACUUGUUGACAAGUAAGUCAGAUACCAGUUGCGUUUUGAUGAUAAAGUGAGAGUUGUCUCUGUUGUUCAAAUGAUGGUGUGUGUUGUGCAGUGUUGUUUACGUUGACAAUGACGUUGACAAAAACGAAAACAACACUGCAGAAUAUACAGUAUGUUUAGCGUUUGACUGACGAAAUGCUCAUGAAUUUUGUAACUCUGUUUGUCGUCAACCACUAAUGUUUUCGUCUCGUCUCGUCAACGUAAACGCACAUUCAUCUCGUCCCAUUUUAGUCAUCUAAGACUUAUGUUUAGCUUGUCAACGUCACGUCUUCGUCAUGAAAAAAAAAGGGGCGUUGACAAAAUAUUUUCGGCGACGAAAACAACACUGGUGUUGUGACAAUGUUUUGGUUGAAUUUCAUGAACGCUUGCUUCAAAGUAUUUGUCUGUAAAACUCAGGCUCUGACAAACUCAUUCACACAACAUCAAAAUAGAUAUAAAGAUAUUUUUCAGGAGUUAAACUGUUGGUGGACGUUUUGCUGUCUCACUCAGAAAUGUGACAUCCACGACUUGUUUACAAGUAAAGUCCUGCCUUUGGGACGACUGAUUUAAGUGUAAUUUUUCUUCAGAACGAAGUACACAGAGCAGCAAUUAUGCUGAAAUCUUAACUGCUUAACCUUAACUAAUGGUCAGCCACAUUUACCAUUGAUAAGUUCUACGAAGAAAUUCAGCACAUGGUUUGUAAUUACAAGUUGAUGUGAGUGUUUAUUCAUGAUUUGACUGAAGAUAACAACCCUCUUUCGGCUUUGUAGACUUCGUAGAAUGAAAAGGUCAAAAUGUUGCAAAAUAGAAAAGGUCUUAAAAGGUGGAGCUUAAUUUUUUUAAAUAAAUUGCAGACAGUCAGAUAUCUUCCUAUAGCUAUACACAAUGAAAUCAAAAUGGUGCAAUUCUUACAAGUACAAAUAAAACAGAAUGUGAAUCAAACUUAGUACAGAUAAAGUAAAGGGAAACAGUUUUGUGGUUGAGACACUAUUUUUCUCACAGUGAUUUUGAGAUCUGUUGAUUGUGCUGACUGUCACAACUGUCUCAUGAUCAAUGGAUGUCAUCAAACUUCUCUGUCAUCAAAAGUGUUUCCAUGUAUACAUGUAUUAGCAUUUCAGUCCAAGGCUUUUUGCUGCAGGUCAAAAGCAACACAGCAGCUUUACAAAUAACACUCUUAUUAUCAUAACCUAAUGUAAUGUUUGUUGUCUAAACUAAGGUCAUGUGUUAUUGUUGUUGUUUUAAAAAGUCUAACUGGAAAAUAUAAAUGCAAAACACACAGUUGCAGGCACUAAAUAAAUAAACCACCCAUUUUAAGAUAUGGACUGCAGGCUGAUAGUGUACAGCCAGGGAUAGAAAAACCUUACACCUGCUCCACUGAGGUCCAGGCUCCACGCACGCAGCUGCAGAUGUUGGGACAUUUACUUCUUACUUCAAAUCGGUAGAGCAGAUAAGAGAAGAGUUUGUAAAAGUGAGUUUCCUUGCUGUGUUGAGUUUCCUGUCACUGUCCGGAUGACCUGCUGAAAUGAUUUAGCAAGAUUAUUUUAUUCUUUUUAGUGGACCUUAGAGCUGUAGUCCUGUGUACUCUGAGUUAUCAUUAGCUGAAAGCUGGUUGAUUACUGUGGAGAAUCUGACUAACAGCUGUUCCUGGGAAUUAUCAAUGCAGUUUCAUUAUUCGUUUAUUGCAUUAGGAAACCUGAGGAUCUAACGCUGUGGCUGUCAAAACAAAACCAGCUCACAGCUUGAGUUUAGGCAGAAUAAGCAACAUGAACAGUAGCAUCAUCAAAAACAUCAACUGGAGUAUUAUCCAUCACAGUCAUAUGAUGCCUUCAUCUUUCAUGAGACAGCAGUACUGUCACUAGCUUUUAAUGAUAUAUCAGGAACAGGCAUUAGUAUUUCAGACCGAAUAACACAGUGUUACUAAUUCUUUCCUAUGUUUGCUUAUGUUUGCUUAGAAAUAUGCAUAUGAAAGAAUAUAGUGCACCAUUUGGGGUAAAUGUUUAAUAAAGAUUAGAGAAACAGUCUAGCUCAAUGUUUUCAAAUUCUGUUCUGUUUUCCAGUGACCAAGAGCCCCCAUACUCCAUGAUCACUUUGCACGAGAUGGCAGAGACAGGUAAGGAAAAAGUGAACACAUUAGCGGUCUGAGUUAUAAUCACAGAUUCACAAGUAUCAUUCUUAUACAUUCAUUAAUUUCACAACAUUGAUAAUGUAUAAAAUCACAUCAUGAAUUCUUUACAAACAUGUAUGAGUGUUAUUUUCCCCACCUCUUGAAACAAAAAUAACAAUGAUUAAAUAGUUCAGAAACCUAAGACGGAGCUAAGAAAUCUAUGUAUAGUAAUUUCUUUGGUUUGAAAUAUUGUAAAAAUACUGGAAAUAUGAUGAAAUCAUCACGCUGGUUAUUGAUGACUGAAUUGCGAUUGAUUAAAUCUCAUGAUAUCGGGUUGGAAUUGUAAUUUAAACCUUGUAAUUGAACCUACCAUGCCCACUGUUUGACUCUAUUUAGGUGGAAGGAAGCAACCUUGAAUGGGCACAGACCAAAGCCCCUAAGAAGCCGUUUUUCUCCACCUCGCUGUUUCGCUGCCGUGUUGCUGUUUUUGCUUUGCACUGAAAAGUCCAUCUCUCCCUCGCCUUUUUUUCUAACAUGUUUAUGUUUUAUUCAACUAUUCAUGAAGUCAGUUGCCACUAAUGUAAUAGAACUCAAUUAUUGUAUGAUCUUUACUUGAGUGUGUAGUGCUGGUUGUUGAUCCUGAAGAUGCUGAUGUUUAAUAAGUUUGAUCCUUUAGCUGUAAAACUUUGCAUCAGGGUUUGGAGACCGCUGAUCUGUCAUCUUGAAUCACUGCUUGGUUAUUCUUGGCUUUCCCAAAAUGCUCCCACACAACUGACCUCUUUUGUUUUUGGUGUGGAUUAAGCUUUGCUGCUUGGUUGCUCUGCUGUGGUUAAGCUAAUGUAGCACAGCCUUCAUGACUCUUGAUGAGCAGCGCCUCACAUUAGAUUGGUGCACCACGGGUGUCACUUUGUUUUAAUUCCAUGCAGGUUGCACCGAGCAUGGUGUACCAUUCCCUUUUUGAUUGAGUCAACAGAAACACUCAGUGUAGUGUAGUUAAUGUUGAAACAGGUUAAUUGCUAUGUCCCUGCAGUGGAUAAUAAUCGAAACAGAGUGGUCAUUUAAAAGGCUGACACAAAAUAUACUUGGCAGUGUAAUGCGCACUGAGUGUGUUUGAUAUCAUUGUACUGAAGUUUACACACCAGGGAAAGAUUUGUCUUAACAUGUUCACAGAAACGAAAGUUAAUGCAACAGACAAGUCAUACCAAACCAAACUACAACCAGUCUUGUCAGUGUUUUUGUUAUUUUGACUGUAUUUAUUUUAAGCAACACAAAUGAAGUGUAUUUAAGUCAUUGUAAAUCCGUCUUGAAUAUGGUAUCACUUCUCCUCAGACUGGCCUUAUCUGUGCUCCACUCUGGUUUCCUCUGCCUCCCCUGCAUCCAAGCCUCCUGUGAUAACGUGCUAAACGCUCUUGGUACUCUGAGUUUGAAGUGUGGUCCUUUACUAUCUGUCAACAUCAAGUUAACUAUCUGUCCUUAAUACAACUUGUGUUUUAAUGGAAGCUCAGGCAUGAAAGUUGUAGAGGGGAGACCAGAAAGUAGUCUAUUUAUGAAAUCUGUCUUUGUUGUACUUCAGCUCUUUGACAGAGGUUUUUAAGUUGUGUUUUCAUGAUAUUGUCAGUAUAGCUGUAUGACAGUAUUUACUUUGAGACUAAACACGUUUGAACACUUGGAUAGUUACUGCAGCUUUUACCACCAUCAAAAUUCCACCAUAGUGGCUCAAAAGUGUUUCACCUUAAGGAGAAAAUGAUUCAGAGGUCGAAAAAUGAGAAAAUCAAAAUUACAUUGUUUUUAGGUUGAAAUGAAACCACCAGCUGUAAUGAAGCUGUACGGUUUGGGCAUGCCACAAAUUAGCUGGAGGAUUUAUUGUUUAUUCUGCCUGGUGGAAAGUUCAGGAAUUUUAAACAGGUUUCUGAAUGUGACGUCUCAGUCCCCUCGGGCAGAGCUUGUGUAGAGUUUCCGCGAACUGCUGAGACAAAGAUAAUUUAGUAGCUUUGUAAGCAGCUGACGCCAGAAGUUCUAUUCCCCUGAUCCCCCGAUCCUCUGAUCAGUGACAUGAGUUGCCUUUUUGAUACCUCAUUCAAACCACUUUAUCUGUGAUAAACAACAAAUUCAGCAAUCUAAACAUUAGGUUGAUCUAACAGCAAACACAGUUCAUUUGAGUUGAAUUGUGUUGUGUUUUUGGGAUAGGGUAUACUUAUAAAGGGGAAACCUCUACUGACAAGGCUCACUUGUCUGUUGCUAUCAGUCCAUUUUCCUACGUCAGUGCUUGUCUGACACUCUCUGACCCAGCACAAGGAGCAUGCUGCUACAUCACCUACGGAAGGGAGGUUACAGCUCAAACGAUCACUUUGUAUUUGUGUUUCUGUAUUUUUGUCACUUUUAGUUUUCCAUAUAGAUAUCUUUGCUUGUUGGUGAAGAAUCUAAUUACUGUUAAAGAGAGCUCUUGCUUUAGUCUCAGAGUAUCUCAGGUUUGACUCCACUUGAAGCUGCAGUCAGUGUUUGUGUUUUUGUUUUUAUACGCAUAUAAUGGUGAAUGACACUCUCCUACUCUGUGUGUUUGUGUCUAUUUUUAUGCAGUAGCCUUUGACUCUUUGUGUUUGUAUCCUCUGUUGUCUACAUAUGGUGUUUUAUGCUGGCAAAGCGUGGUGUUGUAAGGUUUUACAACAGCCAAGCUGAGUAUUAGCUCACAGAUACUGAACCCUGAAGGCAGCCAAGCAGCAAGUCAGUCAUUUUGUGUUUGACACGUGUUUGAAUGGUGUUACAUUAUUCAUCAGCCAAUUGGCUGUACCUCUCAUUAGUGUUAGAGUGAGCUUUACUCACUGAGUCAUCUCAUGGACAGGAAAUGGAUGUUUUGGAUUCAUUCUGUGUGUGAUACCCACAAUCCAGAAUAUUGUCUUACUAACCAAGCAGCGUUCAAUUUACUGUCACAUUUUUUGUUAUGAUAAUAGUGAACACCUGUCUGUAAAUGGAUAUUCCAACAGGAGCGUCAUGAUGCAAAGUAAAGCUGCUGUCUGCUCUCCCUUGGAAAAAUAGAAAAGCCAAAGCAUUUGUUCAGUUUGCUAAGACGGUGUUCUGGGCAAAUAUUUUGUUAGUGGAACCCAUGGCUGUUCACUCACUGUUUCAAUUAUUUUUCCAAAGUUGCUUAAAAACUGACAAACUUUGUCCAGCAGCACAUAUGUUAAAUGUUCUCCUAUUAUGCUAGCUGCUCAGAAUUGUUUUGCAGGAAUUUAUAAGAGUGUAAAGUCAUGUUUACUGAACUAAUCUUCCUCUCUGCUUCUUCAGAUGAUGGGUGGUUAGAGGUUGUCCAGUCUCUGAUUCGAGUGAUCCCAUUAGAUGAUCCACUUGGUCCUGCAGUGAUAACCCUUCUAUUGGAUGAGUGCCCCCUACCAACUAAGGUAAGUGUCUUAUCUUUGUGUACUCGGGAUGAAGGAUGUUGAUUUUUAUUGAUACUAAUCUUGAUACUAAUCGCACUUUUAAAUAUCUUGGCAUUAGUGAUUCAAAGGGAAUGUUUUAAGCCAAUCAUAGUUUAUGUCAGGAAGGGGAUCAAACUGAUUUCUUUACCAAACAACUGUUUUAUUCAUUUUUUUGACCAAACCCUAAAUUUUAAUUCUUUUGACAUAACAUUUAAAUGCAUCAUGAUGAGCUUUUGUUUCCGUCGACUAAUCUAAAUACAUUAUCUGACCUUAAUGUCACCUUGUUUAGUCAGCUAACUGGAUAUUGUCCUGCCAUUUCAACACGGAUUUAAACAUUGGAUUACCAUCUUUACCAUAUGGGAGAUCUUACAGAGUAUGGGUGUGAUUACCACAAAGGGGGAGGAUGACUGUUCUGCAGCAGCAGCAGUAACCAAAUAUUGACAAAGGUUUUUAACUUAAACACAGCUGAAGAUAUCUCCUUUGAGUAAUGUGUCACCUGUUGGCUGGAAAUUACAUUUUAUUCAAGAACUCUGGUGGAUAAUCUUUGCAUGUUUGUUCGCUGAUGAAUUGAAUGAUGCGCUCAGCUGGACUUAAAGUUUGCUUUAUAGAAUCCAAGAGACUUGAUAACCGUAUCAAUACGUUUAAGCUACUGAUUUGGGUUUUUAAAAAUGUUAGACAAGGUCCUCAUUGAAACCAUGUUCUGAACCCCAUCCCUGAUCCCCUGAGAGUGGUCCUGAAACUAGAACAUUGCUUGCCUCAAACCUUUAACAUCCUGCAAUGAAACACAUAGAAUCUCAAACCUUACCCACAUCGGUCCCUCUGCGGCGAGUGCAGCUCUUUUCAAGAAAACAGUCACUGCCUUUGUCUUCAAAUUGACCUUUUCUGUCAUGAAUAUUGUUGGGAAUUUGCAUAUGUGUGUGUAACAUCAUAACAAACUGAGUCAUUUGGCAGGCUGCUGAUUCACUCCAAAUCACAUGCAUACAGAUAUUUUGGAACGUUUUCUGUGACUUUUUCUGAACCAAAAGUUUGUUGUAGUUGGUAAACGGAAAAAAAACGGAACUGAUUUCAAUUUUGAAGGUGAUCUAAGUAGUGUUGGGCAAUAUAGCAUCAAAAUUAUAUCACAAUAUAUCAAGUCAAUUUGCUAUAACGUUACUUAUGACGAUAUGGAAAAAAAAUUACAUAUUAGUGAUUGCUGCUUCUGAAAAACAGGACAGGAGUUUUUUAUUUUUAAAUGUGUCCUCAAACAUAAAAGUUUGACAACAUUAGCCCUGUUGUCUGUUGUUACACACACGCCUGUUUGUCCUCGUGUAAAAUUAAUGACUCAGGAAAGUCCCUUAAUCCACUCGCAAUAUUUUCUCCUAUGUGAUCCACGGGAAAAUAGAUGAGUGUUGUUUUCGUUGACAACGACGUUGACGACAAUAUUUCAUCAACGUCAUCGUCAACGAAAACAACACUGAAAUAGUUGGUUUUCAAGACAGGAGUUGUGCAGCUUCCAGGCAUAGUCUAUGUAAUGAACCUCUGGGCUGAUAUGGGGUUCGGAGGUUUAGUUCAACCACGUCAGUCGUACAGGCAAUUUUUUAAAUUAAAUUCGACAGCCUGAAUCGGCACCAUGUCUUUGGCCUAACAAUACGUGACCACUUCGGUAAUGUACCGUCUUUUUUUUUUAUUGUAUGGAGUGCAGUGAGCGCUCCUGCAAUGCUCCGUUAAGUCAUUUGUUUACUGUUACUCUGAACACCAGUAGCUGCUUUCAUGUGCUCAUCACAUGCCUUCAAAGCCUGCUCAUAUUCAGCCGUGUGUUUUAGGUCGUAAUACUUGUUAGCCGCGUCAGCCAAACCACAUCCACAUCACAGAGGUAGCUCCCUUUUUUGGCACUAGAUCCUCAUUUGAGAAAGAAGUUGACUUUGCUGUGCUGCUCUCGCUCUCCGACAUUGUUGUUGUGUAUACAGUAGGGAACGUUAUGCGUCAUCGCGCCCUUUCAGUGUAAAUACAGUAAUAUGACAAAUUUAUAUCACCAAAAAAUGUACACCGGUAUUACCGUACACAGUGUGAUAAGGCACACCCCUACAUCUAACUGCUUGUGUACCAUAUCAAAGUUUGAAAGUCUGGUACUUACAGUGGAAAUGAAAAACUUUGGUUGAAACAGGUAAUCAGCUUACAGUGCCGAGCAUAAGUACUCAGCCCCAUCAGGCUGUUCCACAAAGAACAGUUUUGCAACUUGGCUUCAGAUCCACUUAUUCAGGCUUUUUCUGAUGAUUAGCAAACAGAGGCAGUUCAACAAGAAGACAUCUGUUUGAUGCACAAACAACCGACCUUGUGAGAUUUCCCUGAAUAUAAUACAUUUUUCUGGAAGCAAUCAAAGGGUAUCUUUAUCUUGUUUUGUAAUGACCCCCCCCAAAAAAAUAAAAAAUAAAAAUAAAUAAAUAAAAAUAAAAAUAAAAAUAAAAAAAGUAACACACACACACACACACACACACACACACACACACACACACACACACACACACACACACUACAUAUAUAUAUAUAUAUAUAUAUAUAUAUAUAUAUAUAUAUAUAAGACCACCUAUGAAAAAGUUCAAGGGGGGUGGAUGACUUUUGCAGGGCUCUGUAGUUAGCUCCAAAAGCAGAACUUUGACAUGUUAUGAUGGUGCUUUGCUUUAUUGUUUGUUUUUUAUCUCUGCUUUCCAACUCUUUUUUUCCAUAAACAAAUAAAAUCUGCUUUUAGACCCCCUGCCGCCCAUCUCCAAAGUAAACUGAGGACAAAGGACAUAGAUACUCAAAACAAUAUGAACUCUCCACAGUUUGCAACAGAAAAGUAUGCUCCUCUCCACAAAACACUUCCUGACUCUGGACUGAAAAUUUAAAAUAUAAAAAGUUUCCUGCAUAGACACUUAAAUUUUCUCUGUCCAUCUUCUCCUGUGAAUACUGUGAAAAUGUGUCUAAAACGUUUAUUAAACACAGUGCACCAUCUCUUCUCUCCAGGAUGCUCUCCAGAAACUCUCUGACAUGUUGAGUUUGAGUGCGGCCCUUGCGCGACAGGACGCCCUGAUCCCUGCUAAACACAGAAACACUACAGCUGUCCUCGGAUGCCUGGCAGAGAAACUGGCUGGUACAGACCACCUUUACACACUCUAGUGUUUGUACUCCUUUGGUAUAGGGUCUUUUAUUCUGAUGCUUUCACCAGCCUGUUUCUUGCCUCAGUGAAAGUAGAAAUAUUAAACAACUCUACCCCAUUUGUGAAAAAUUCUCCCUGGUUUUACCAGCUGAACUUGGGUAAAGAAUUAUCAUUGAUGGUGAUUUUGUGACUUAAUGUGCAGUUGGGAGAGGAAGUAGUCUGUCAGAUUAGUUAAGCUAAGCAGCUCUUAAAUACCUAGUCCUCUUAUUUUUCACAUCUAUAUUCACUAAAAUGAAGAGUGAAAACAGAAUGAAAGAGCAUUUUCAAAACUUAGACAUGUAGAUUUUUUUUUUUGUUAUGCUCUUGAGAAACAAAGUAAUUGUCCAUUAAUUAUUCAAUAUUUGGAGAUCCUAGAAUUAUAUUUUUGAAAAACAGCUCCCUGACUCUUUUUUUUUUCUUCCAUUUUUCAGGUCCAGCCAGUAUUGGAUUAUUGAGUCCUGGAACCCUUGAGUACCUUUUAGAGAGCCUGGUGGGUUAACACACAUCCUGUGGUACUAGCCUGCAUGCCAAUGAUCAACUUUGAUGUGAAUGUGUUUAAUUGAAAUGUUCAGCUGUACCAAAGUUCAGCCUUAAGAAAGAUAAUCUUAUAGCUUCACUUGUCUUAUCAGGAACAGCACUGAGAUACUUCCUUCUCAACAUAAUGGGAAAUUGAUGAUACAGUUACUGUUUCCAAGUAUUGACCUGACAAAAAAAUUACAGAAUGUUGACCGUAAACUCCAUACAGCUCCUUAAGUGUAAAGCCCUUUGUGUGUUUCUUUGGACCGUGUCUACAAACACACUGAAUUUUUGGGUAUAAUUGAAGUACAUUUAAAAUAUUACUGGAGCUAAAAGAUGUGUGUAGGUGUAUAUAAUUCUUGCUUGUUUAGAUGAAAGGGAAGCAAUGCAAGAACCUGUUAUUUUCAGUUUAAUGAAUACUAAUUAUUACAAAAGUAAAAAUUGUGUUCUGAACAACGUGAGACAACUGAGAAAAGGUCAGUGAGUGCUUUUUAAAACAGUAAAGCUACCAAAAAGAAAGACCCUAAAAUACACUUAACUGGAGUAUCUUCCCAGUAGAAGUAGAAACUAAAACUGACUAAGCUGUCAACCAAAACAAGUGAGCUCCACCUCCUAAUCAAGUGUAAAUAACAGAAACAAAAACUACACAAAUGAGUGAACAUGGAGAAAAAAUCCAACUAAAACCUGUCCUAGCCCAGGGAUAAGAUGGAAACUCCGCGGCACAAUAAUCAAAGCCGCAGCAGUCCUACGAAUCUUACAAAUACUCACUAAUGAGGCAAAGAGCCUAGAGAUGGUGGAGGGAAUCUAGGGGAGCCCGUCAGCUCUCGCUGUUUGUGGCUGAGGAGUUAGACCCGACCUGAGAUCCACACCUCCCUCUGAGCCACCAUGCUCACACACUUGCAGACAUUACAGGUGGUUAAAAACACACUCACAGGGAGGGGUGUGACUGCAGCCCUAAAAAAUGAACUUGAACUGAAGUAAAGUCUUACCUUGCAUAGAAAAUGAUAUUCUUAGUGUACUAGCAUAACUUAUAGCACUGUAUAUAGCAGCUGUAUAGUAGCUCUGUAUGGAUUUAAUAGGUGUGAUUGAUAUAAAUAUAGCUAAAGUUGUUUUAUAUUUCUGUUUUAGGUAUGUGAAAAAAAACUCUCAGUUGGCAAAAACCAAAAACCAUUUGUUUUUUUGUCUUGUCUGUUUUUUUUUCUGCAGAGCUCCGAGGCGCACCCUACCGUCAUGCUGUUUGCUCUCAUUGCUUUGGAGAAGUUCUCCCAGACCAGUAAGUUUAUCAGCACUGAAUUUGAGGACCAGAUCGUAUCCAAGUGUCAUAGUGAGAUAACUGAAAACCAGGGACAUAGUGACAGAAAUAACUUGGAGUUGAAUGGUUACUUUAUCAGCUUAAUGAGCAAAGAGACUCCCAUUGCAACGACAACAGGCAGUUUAGUGUCCGUGACUUCUCUGCUGGUUGUUUGUUUGCCUUUGCAAUUCAAAUAUUGUGCUGUGAGGCGGAGGCAAAGAUGUGCUGUCCCUCACAACACUUUCCUCUGUUUAUUUACAAACCAGUCAGUGGAGAGGAAAGUUGUUGUGAGAGCACAACUGUUCUGAAGCUUGUAAAUAGCUGGAACUCAAACUCCCUUCCUGUUUGCUGUAAUCAACACCCUCCAAACGCUUUGCUCUUUUUAAAUAUCAAAAUAAACUACAGGUGCUUUUCCUAUAAGCCUUGGAAACUGUUUGUUUAGAAGUUUUAAACUGGCUCUCACACUUGAUUCGUACAUUUCUCUCCUACAUAAGCCUUUACAGAAAUGUUUUCUUUUGUCAUUUUCACUGUUUCUCUGCCAGAGGUUUAUUUUCAGAUUUUGUUUGGUUGUUUUUUUUUUCACACAUGCGUCGUGUGUUUUCUUGCCUCUAGGUGAGAACAAACUGACGGUGUCGGAGUCGUGUAUUAGCAAUCGACUCGCUGUCCUUGAGUCGUGGGCAGAGCACACCGACUACCUCAAGAGGCAAGUUGGUUUCUGCUCACAGUGGAGCCUCGACAACCUGUGUAAGUUACCUAACUGUGCGGAGAGAGGGUCGCGAUAGUAUCUAAUUAUUUUAUGUUCAGACACAUACCAAAGAUGUGUGAUAAUGAUUCAUUUGCUGUCCUCUGUCCAGUUUUAAAGGAGGGGCGUCAGUUCACCUAUGAGAAGGUCAACCUUACAAAUAUUAACGCCAUGCUCAACAGCAAUGACGUCAGCGAGUACCUCAAGAUCUCUCCCACUGGCUUAGAGGUCAGUCUGUGAAAGAACAGCCACAUCUGAUCACAGCAGCCCUAUUAUACAUUCAGGUUUUUUUCAAGUGUUGGUAUAAAAUCAGAAUAAUUUAUGGUUGCUUUCUGCUCUCUCCCCAGGCACGGUGUGAUGCCUCCUCCUUUGAGAGCGUACGGUGCACAUUCUGUGUGGAUUCAGGCGUUUGGUACUACGAGGUGACGGUCAUCACUUCAGGCGUGAUGCAGAUCGGAUGGGCCACCAAGGACAGCAAGUUCCUCAAUCACGUACUUAUCAUUGUCUUUACUGUUACGCACUUCAGCUGUCUAUCUUCUGCAGUCACACACUUAAGCCUGCUGUAUGUCUGUGUGUGUUGCAGGAGGGUUAUGGGAUCGGAGACGAUGAAUACUCAUGUGCGUAUGAUGGCUGCAGGCAGCUCAUCUGGUACAACGCUCGCAGUAAACCUCACUCUCACCCCUGCUGGAAGGAGGGUAUGCACAUAGACUCACACAGUUAUGAUGAAGGAAAUCAUUUCUUACUGUCUCCUAAUGAAGCACUUUGAGGAAACUCUGAGAUACUCCUACAGAAGAGGGAACACCUUCCUUUCAAUUUCAGAGGGAUAUAUUUAGAUAUUAUUUUGUGGUUUUAGCUUCUCUGGGGAGUUUAGUGAUUCAAGCACCUACACACUGCAGCCACAGUCAGCUUUCAGGCUCUAUUUUACCUCCCACACAAAGGGAUAACAAUAACAACACUUUGCCAAGACUUAAUCCUGCUCAGAUUACGUGUUUUCGUUCCUGCCCUGUUUAGGAGAUGCAAUCGGCUUCCUGUUGGACCUCAGCAAGAAGCAGAUGAUCUUCUAUCUGAACGGACACCAGCUGCCACCAGAGAAACAGGUCUUCUCCUCUGCAACGUAAGUUCAGUCACAGACUCUCAACUCGGGUUCCAAUUGCGAGUUUCUGUCUUUCAUUUAUAUUCUGUUGUUCCUUCUCCUUCAUCUUCCCUCACCUUCUCUUGUCUCCUAGGUCUGGAUUUUUUGCGGCAGCCAGCUUCAUGUCCUACCAGCAGUGUGAGUUCAAUUUUGGGGCCAAGCCUUUCCGUCACCCACCGUCUGUCAAGUUCAGCACCUUCAAUGACUUUGCUUCCCUUCUGCCUAGUGAAAAGAUCAUCCUACCCAGGUGAGAAAGUUACUGUUUCUGACUAUAGCAUUUAAAAAUUCAGUGCAACCCUAGAAUUGACCAGUGAGCGUCUCCUUACAAAGUGUAGAGUUGAAAUGUGAACCGUCUUUUUUGGUUGUUAAAGUGCAGCUUUUGUGUUACUCAUUAAUUUGACUGCCUUAAAGACCCUCUGUUGCAUUUUCUUAACUAAACUAGUGUAAUGAUGCGGUAAAGAGAGUCAUAAUACUGCCAAGAUGUGGAGAGACACAGACCAUCAUCAUCUGUACAGCAGAUGUCAACCUCCUCAUUUCUAGACUGGAGCUUCACUUCAAAAAAGACCUUUGUUUUGGCAAGGUUAAGGUCUUUUCUCAAGGGUUUUUGGUAAAUAUGACAGUGGCCAAGUGUACAGGAUACCCUGGAUAUGGAACAAAAAUUAAUCAGUUUUAUGUUAGAACUAGAGAUCUUAUCAAGCAGUUAAUUUCCUUGUUUUUUUUAACUGAAAUUUAAAGCCUGACUUACUGACUUGUCUUGAGGUAAGAAAACAUUGAGUAAAUAGUUGUAAAGAGCACAUAUUAAAAAACAGGGCCAAACUUAGAAUCAGAGUCUGUGAGUAGAUAAUGUCUGAUUGGUUAGCAUGUAUGUUGCAGAUUAGUUGAGCUAUCACCACCAGCCUUUUGUCCUCUGUCCAAGUCCAGGUCCACACACCUCUGGUGGUUACACACUGCUCUGUUUGAGUGGCUAUAAUCCAGUUGAACUAGAACAGCAUUCAUACAACUUAAUCUACAUUCUGAGAUCAGAUAUUGACAAACUGUGCAACAAAAGGAGGAGCCAUGUUUUACCUGUACUUGUUCAUAUCCAGAGCAUUGUGAGGGUGGCUGCACUACAGCUUAGUUGGAACAUAUGACCACCUUCUGUGUCUUUAUGAAUUAGUAUUGAUUAUUUGUUUAAACAAGAAAAUCUUGUGCCAUUAGGUGAUGAAAUUUGAUCAAUCAGUAAACACACACACCUCUCUAAUCAGCAUCGUCUUCUUGCAAAGCUUAAUUCACUGUUUUAUUGUUAAUGUUUUUGAUUCUUUCAAAAUAGUUUUAAUGAACAGUUGAAACUUUGUGAGCAUUCAUGUUGAAGAAAUGUGUCGAGACCGCUGUCCUCUGCUUUAGAACAGUAAUGAUUAAAAAAAGAUCUGCCUGCUUUGUCCAUGAAGACACUACUGGCUCUUUAUAAAUGUGCAGUCAUCCAAGAGGCUGUGUCCGACUAUGCCAAGAGCACAGAUGUCCUCAGCAAAAUAACUGAUAAAAGAAGAUUUCUAAAAUGAUAUUUUAGAGAAAAGCAAUGAUACAAUGAUGUGCUGUAAAUACAUGUAGUAAACCUCCAGGUCAGGCUGUGGCACAGCUCACUUAUAAAGUUGUGCUAACAGCAUCUACCUUGUUUCCAGAAUGAAACAGCUCUAGCUGAAUUUGUACAUGAGAACACUAUCUGCUCUGUGUGUGUACUGGCCGAUCUUUUAAUGUGCAUUGAUGUGUGUUUGUGUGUUUUCCAGACACCGGCGUCUGGCCUUACUAAAGCAGGUUAGCAUCAGAGACAACUGCUGCACGCUUUGUUGUGACGUCAUGGCCGACACUGAGCUGCGGCCCUGUGGACAUGGGUAUGUGUGCAUUAGAAAAAUAAAUAAAUAUUGCUUGAAAAUUAAGAACUAUAUAUCCUGCUCAAAUUAAAAAUAUUUAAGGUCAAAAUUAUUUGGAGAUCAAAUGUUUGACAGCAGUCUGUCUCAGUGAAUAAUUGCAGAAGACUCAACUGUAUUUUCUCCUUUUUAGCAUUUUCUUUGAAUGAAAAAUGAAACCUCCCUCCAUGUUUUUCCUCUUGUCUUGUAGUGGUAUGUGUAUGGAGUGUGCCUUACAGUUAGAGACGUGCCCCCUGUGCCGCCAGGACAUCCAGACCCGAGUCAGACUCAUUGCACACGUGUCCUGACACACUUCAUGCUCCUCCUCCGAUGAGGCGAGACACCCAAGCCCUACAGCUUCCUCCUCCUCCUCUAAUCCCCUCUCACCAAACAAAGCUGUGAGUAUGGUGCCACAGUGUUGUGAUGACACCAGAACUGUUUCUUCUGGUAAGAGGAGGUGACGACGGAGUGACGGGGAGGAGAAAAGGGGACAGUUUAACUACAGAUGGACCCCUGGGAGCUUUAUCUCAUUUACCAACAUCCCCUCUUUUGUAGUCCUCUGACAAAUCACUGCAGGAGUUGGGCCAAGAAUCAUCAACUUUAUAUUCUGAGUGAUUUUCAGAGGAAAACAAGCAGAAGUGAGGAGCAGAAAAACGUAUCCACAUAAAGACAGAACCAACUUCUCAUCUACAAGCCCCAGUGUAUAGUUACCAAACUAUCUGUCAAUGAUAUGAGAAUCCCCCGGAGCUUUCAGCCCAGGGCUACUCCUCUUUACUCCAAUCACAAUCAUCUACAGAUUUAAAUGGACUGAGUAGCAGAAAGAGCAUGGCCUGCAGUGCAGUAUUUAACACAAGGUACCGAGUGGUUUUAGAUGUUUCUCAUUGUCAUUUUAUGGGUAAAACAUGCAACGUUGUAUUUUCAAUCUUUCCCCUUAAAGUUUUACCAAUACCCGUUCUUUGAUUUGCCUGCACUAAGUGAUCGCCCUCCUGGUAUCUGGCAUCAUCGAUAAAGACACCUCAGAGUAAAAUGUCAGAUUUGCUCUUGGUGUAAACAGCUCAAAAGUUGCAAAAUGAUCCUAUGAGUUUGGUUUUCUGAUUUGGUUUACAAAAGCAAAAGUUAAUAAUCAAAUCAGCUGUCACACAGCCAAGAUCACCGAGGACACUAUUUUACUUUUACUAGUUAAAUAUCAAAUACUUGAAUCUGUUUUUGACCUUGUGAUUUUCAGCACAGUUGACCCUGCUGCUUUAUGUGCUUUAUUGUCUUUGCUCAGAUGUGAUGAUGUUUCCUCAUUCUCAGUCAUGUAUGUAAUAACUACAACAGAUAACAGGGAUUAUAAUUUACAGACGGUGAUUCUGUAACUGUGAUCUUGUUUUGUCCCUGGGUUAUGAAAAGAAGUCUCAAAAGGGGGUUGUAGACAAUUUAAUUUCCAUCAACAUUUUCUUGGAUUGCUUGUUCUGUGCUAAAAUGUGGCUACAACUUGAAAUGUCGCAUGACUGUGUGUCAAGCACAGAGAGGCUGAAAAAGAUGAAAUGUCCUGAGACUUUUUUUCCUGUCAUAACAAAUGUGCAUCUAUCAACAUGACUCCUUUCAGUCUAAGUGUUAAAGAUUCAUUCUUCAACUCAAGACCAAAUCUGACAUAGACAAACUUGGAUAAGAGGUACUGCAGGGUGCAUUGGUUGACAGUGUUGUGUUAGUGACAAGUAAAUGGUUUCCAUCAAAAGUGAAGUGGUAAUUUGCUUUUCUAAAUAUGAGUCUGCCCAGUAACCAAAGGUCAGUUGUUAUAUGGUCGUAGUUUGGUUCUUAUUUGAAAUUUAAGUUCAUACUUAAUUAAAACUACGCAACAAAGCAACUUGACACCAAGAAUGUUUGCUGCCCCACAGGAAAAAGUGCAACGUGAAUUGCUACAAAUCAAAGCAGCGUCAGUGAGGUUUAGUUAUAUUCGGAUCAGGAUUGAUCCAUCUGGCAAAAAAGUUUACCAGAUGGAUCCUUGAUUCGGGCUGAGUAAAUCAUGGUUUUCUUCUAUGUGCGUUAUUUAACAAAGUCGAUUUCUCUGUCAAUAUGCUGCUGCUGCUUCUUCUUUCAUCUCAUGUCUCUAUAGGAACCUCAUAUUUCCUUUCUCUCUCUGUCUCCUUUACUCAAAGCACCUCUGGGCUGACUGAAAGACUUAAGUAUUUGGAAACAGGUGACUAUUCCAACGUGUAAGAGAUAGUUGCUCAAGAAAAAAUGUAUUUAUGUAUUUUGAAAAUACUCAAUGACAUUUCAAAUUGUCUCACCAAUUAUUUUUUUUCUAGUCAGGGUGUUUACAAAAGAUUUCUUUUCCAAUGUGCAUGGACAGAAACUGUUGAAUCAUCCAGCCUAUAUCAAAAUAAUUUCUUAAUGACAACUAGCAUCCCUCUCAGUAUGACAGAAGUCUGGUCGGGUCACUGUUUGCUAUCAUAUAUUUCCUGGAGCACCUUAAACAUGCAGGAGAGAGAAAUUAUACAGUUGGAGAUGAAGUUCAGGAUUGUAAAGAAUAAGUUGUAUUUAUAAACAUCUAUUAAGGACUUUUGCCCCAGAGUUCCCAAAGAUGUGGUUGAUUGGAGAAUUGUUGUUUCCUGGAUUGUGAUAUUUGUAAUAAAUGUAUGUACAUGUGAUUA